GACAAAUCUCUUACUCUAUACAGCAUUACUCGACAACUUUUACAGUAGAUUGUGCAAAUUUUGUAAAACAAAAGCCGAAAUAUCUGAUUUAACCAUUAAAUUAAGCAACAUAAGGAGUAAUUAUAGUCACCAUGACGGUAACAGAAACCAACGUAAAGGACACAGAAAUGGAGGUUGAUCCCACUGACGAUUCAACGGCAUCAACAAAAGAUCAGGAUGUCGUGCAUAUUUUGGAAAUCCGUGAGCACAUAAGAAAAAUUGAUAAAGCGGUCAUAAGCAAUGAAUACCGCUUUAUUGCAAGAGUGCUAAGAACUCUACCCAGUACCAGACGUAAACUAAACGCUAUUGUUCUACGCUUUUUAUCCACCAUUGUCUAUCCAGCUGGAGCUGAUCGUGAAGCUGCGUUGGCUUUUGCACCAGCGCUUGCUGCUGGUGCUCAGGAACCUAAAAUCCCAAAAGUACGCCUAGCCACAACUGCACCGAUAAUAGAAAUUGAUGCAUAUUAUCAUUUGCUGCUUUUGGUCAAGCUUAUAGAUGACAAUGAGCUUGAGAAGGCAUCCGCGUGUUCUGAUGCUUUGCUGGCAAAGAUACAAGGUCAAAACCGUCGCAGUUUAGAUUUAAUUUUGGCAAAGUUCUAUUUUUAUCAUUCGCGCGUUGCAGAAUUGACUAACAACCUUGAGGCAAUUCGUCCUUUCUUACAUGCCCGUUUACGAACUGCUACUCUGCGCAACGAUUUUGAAGGCCAGGCAGUUCUUUUAAACUGUUUAUUACGUAAUUAUCUGCACUAUUCUCUUUACGAUCAGGCAGAUAAAUUAGUGAAGAAAUCAGUAUAUCCUGAAUCUGCCAAUAACAACGAAUGGGCUCGAUUCUUAUAUUAUUUAGGUCGCAUUAAAGCUGCUAAAUUGGAAUACAGUGAUGCGCACAAACAUUUGGUGCAGGCUUUACGCAAAGCUCCUCAAACUGCCGCAGUUGGUUUCCGGCAAACUGUUCAAAAGUUAAUUAUUGUUGUCGAAUUGUUGCUGGGUAACAUUCCCGAACGACAAGUAUUCCGGCAAGCCGCUUUAAGAAAGUCUUUGGCUCCAUACUUCCAACUUACCCAGGCGGUACGUUUGGGCAAUCUAAAGAGAUUUGGCGAAGUUGUGGAAAAUUUUGGUCCCAAAUUCCAACAGGAUCAUACUUAUACACUAAUUAUACGUUUGCGCCACAAUGUUAUCAAGACUGCAAUUAGAUCCAUUGGUCUGUCGUAUUCACGCAUAUCACCAGCUGAUAUCGCUAAACGUCUUAUGUUGGACUCUCCCGAAGAUGCUGAAUUUAUUGUGGCAAAAGCUAUUAGAGACGGUGUCAUUGAGGCCACCCUAGAUCCUGCCAAUAACUAUAUGCGCAGCAAAGAAAGCACAGAUGUCUAUAGUACACGGGAACCACAAUUGGCCUUCCAUGAACGUAUAUCGUUUUGCCUUAAUUUGCACAAUCAAAGUGUUAAGGCUAUGCGUUAUCCACCAAAGUCAUAUGGUAAAGAUUUGGAGAGUGCUGAGGAACGCCGAGAACGCGAACAACAAGACUUGGAAUUGGCCAAGGAGAUGGCAGAAGAUGAAGAUGACGGUUUCUAAAUUAUUGUUUUUACUUUAAAAUUCUUUGCAACAUUUUUUCAUUGCCCAUAUUCUGUAGCUUAGAAGUUGUGCUUUAAUCUAACACUAUACCUAUCACCAUAAAUAAACUAAAAAUAAUAAUUGUAUAAAAUAAACUUUGAACAACCAAUGGUCAUAAAGUUCCCGC
Molecule: messenger RNA, 1773 nt
Organism: Stomoxys calcitrans (stable fly)
Lineage: Eukaryota; Metazoa; Arthropoda; Insecta; Diptera; Muscidae
Gene: Rpn3
Product: probable 26S proteasome non-ATPase regulatory subunit 3
Exons: 2
Coding region: 132-1607 (491 amino acids)
Biological process (GO): regulation of protein catabolic process; ubiquitin-dependent protein catabolic process
Cellular component (GO): proteasome regulatory particle, lid subcomplex; proteasome complex
Molecular function (GO): enzyme regulator activity
Source: RefSeq, a predicted model, not a curated record